AUGUCAAAAGUGAAAACCGAACGUCAACAAGCAACCGCAACCCUACGCAAAAAGCAGAAAAAAUGGGAAAAGACGUGGCAACAGUGUACCGCGAGACGAAUAGAAUCUGAAAUAAUCCGUAAAGGUAUUCAAGUGCCAUCUCUUUUCUUGUCGCUUGAAGAGCUAUUAGCUCCUUGCAAAAAAACUCGCACAAAAUCCACGACACAACGCCCGCAAAACGAUUAUGUGAUAUACCGAAAAGAAGUGCAGGCGGAAACGUUGCAUUUUUUUCCCGAGACAAAAUUUACCGAUAUUUCUAAGAUUGCUUCUGAAAAAUGGGAAGCGGAAACUCAAGAACGACGAAAUUUUUUCACGUUUCUUGCGGCUAUCGGAAAUCUUAUACAUAGCGAUGUUUUCCCUGAUUACCAAUUUAAACCAAACUUAAAGAAAAAAACUCUUAAAUCAGAUACAAAAUUCGAUAGAGAACUACAGCCAUGGGAACAAGCUGCUUCAAUGCCUCAACCACUAUCUAAUCCAUGUAUGCCGACCUAUUCUUCGAUAAUUCCUUCGCCAAGAACAGCAUUUCGCCGUGUCGAACCCAAACAACGUAGUUCAUCGUCUGACUGUUUAUCAACUAUUCUGCCACGCUCAAGAAGUCGCCGAGUAUCAAUUGAGAUUGUUUGGCCGCGCAUUGAAAAGCCUCUUGUUUACAAUCCGCCUCAUGUUCAGCUAAGCCUUCCUGACGAUCCACUUAAAGCAUUUGCUGAGAUCGCCAUUGCAGAAGCUAUCAUGUUUAAUCCAAGUACAACCAAUCACUUUCAAAAUAAUGUCUCGUCAUCAAAUCAUAUUUUUAAUAAUAAAAUGUGA
Messenger RNA from Ambispora gerdemannii, 846 nucleotides. The record is from the annotation of a GenBank genome assembly. NCBI's taxonomy places the organism in Eukaryota, Fungi, Glomeromycota, Glomeromycetes, Archaeosporales, Ambisporaceae.